Molecule: messenger RNA, 2700 nt
Organism: Plasmodium adleri (nom. inval.)
Lineage: Eukaryota; Apicomplexa; Aconoidasida; Haemosporida; Plasmodiidae
Product: heat shock protein 90, putative
Exons: 1
Coding region: 1-2700 (899 amino acids)
Biological process (GO): protein folding
Cellular component (GO): mitochondrial inner membrane
Molecular function (GO): ATP-dependent protein folding chaperone; ATP hydrolysis activity; protein kinase binding
Source: RefSeq, a predicted model, not a curated record
AUGAGUUUUUCUAAGUUUAUGAAAUGCUCUAGUCAGUUAAGCAGGAGAAUAUCCAACUGCGAAGGUAAAGGGACAGUAAAUAAAUCUUUUUUUUAUAAUUGCAGACGAGAAAAAUGUAGCAUUGGAUGUUUAAAGAAUAAAAUAAAUGCUGAAAUAAAUAAAAUAUGUAUACUUUCCAAUAUGGCUAGAAGAAAUUUUAGUAGUGAAUGUGAAAAUUAUGAGUUCAAAGCUGAAACGAAAAAAUUAUUGCAAAUUGUUGCUCAUUCUUUAUAUACAGACAAAGAAGUAUUUAUAAGAGAAUUAAUAAGUAAUUCAUCAGAUGCUAUAGAAAAAUUACGAUUUUCAAUUCAAUCUGGAAUUAUAAAAGAUUGUGAAGAUAUAUCAUCUUCUGUAGGUGAUGAAAACAAUUCAUUCCAUAUAAAAGUAUCUACAGAUGAAGAAAAAAAUUUAUUUAUUAUAGAAGAUAGUGGAAUUGGAAUGAGCAAAGAAGAAGUUAUAGAUAAUUUAGGUACCAUAGCUAAAAGUGGUUCUUUGAAUUUUUUGAAUAAAUUAAAAGACAAAAAAGGAAAUUUAAAUCAUAUAAAUAAAGAACAACUUGACCAUAAUAUUAACAACAACAAUAAUCAUAUUAUUCAUAAUAAUAAAAAAGAUAUACUUAGAGAAGAAGCGAAUGAUAAAACACAAGAAGGAGAUAUAAUAGGACAAUUCGGUGUUGGUUUUUAUAGUUCUUUUGUUGUAUCAAAUAAAGUUGAAGUAUUUACAAGAUCUUAUGAUCAUAAUAUCUUAAAAGGAUAUCAUUGGAUAUCACAUGGAAACGGUACAUUUACAUUAAAAGAAAUUGAUAACAUACCUAAAGGAACUAAAAUUAUUUGUCAUUUAAAAGAUACUUGUAAAGAAUUUUCAAAUAUUCAUAAUGUUCAAAAAAUUGUAGAGAAAUUCUCUUCUUUUAUUAAUUUCCCUGUUUAUAUUCUUAAGAAAAAAAAAAAAAUGAUACAAACGAACAAGGACAACCAAAAAAAUGAGGAAGAAAUGAAAAAUGAUGAAUGUGAAAAAAAUAUCAAUCUAGAAGGAUCAAUUGAUAUGAAUAACUCAAAAGAGGAAGGUAAAACAAAUGAAAUCAAAACAAAUGAAAGCAAAAUAAAUGAAGGUGAAACAAAACAAGAUAAUAGUAAGAAUAUCAAUCAAUCUAAUGAAACCGAAUCUAAUUUAAACACACAAAAAGAAUCAAAUGACGAAUAUAUGGUUGAAGAAAUUUUAGUUAAUAAACAGAAACCAUUGUGGUGUAAAGACAACGUUACAGAAGAGGAACAUCGAAAUUUUUUUAAUUUUUUAAAUAAGAAUAAAUCAUAUGGUGAAGAUAAUAAAACAUAUUUAUAUAAAAUGUUAUAUAAAACAGAUGCACCAUUAUCUAUUAAGAGCGUUUUUUAUAUUCCAGAAGAAGCUCCAUCAAGACUUUUUCAACAAUCAAAUGAUAUAGAAAUAUCUUUAUACUGUAAAAAAGUAUUAGUCAAAAAAAAUGCAGAUAAUAUAAUACCUAAGUGGUUAUAUUUUGUUAAGGGUGUUAUAGAUUGUGAAGAUAUGCCACUAAAUAUUAGUAGAGAAAAUAUGCAAGAUAGUUCUUUAAUUGAUAAAUUAUCUAGAGUUGUUGUUAGUAAAAUAUUAAAAACAUUAGAAAGAGAAGCAGAUUUAAAUGAAGAGAAAUAUUUAAAAUUCUAUAAAAAUUAUAAUUAUAAUCUAAAAGAAGGUGUUUUAGAAGAUUCAAAUAAAAAUUAUUAUAAAAAUACUCUAAUGAAUUUAUUAAGAUUUUAUUCAAUAAAUCAAAAUAAAUUUAUAUCUUUAAAAGAAUAUACUAACAAUUUGAAAGCCAAUCAAAAAAAUAUCUAUUAUUUUUCAGCAAAUGAUAAAAAUGUAGCAUUAAAUUCUCCAUAUAUGGAACCAUUCAAAAAACAAAAUAUAGAUGUAUUAUUAUUAUUAGAAGAAAUAGAUGAAUUUGUACUUAUGAAUUUACAAUCAUAUAAAGAAUAUAAAUUUAUUUCUAUAGACACUUCUCAAAAUGAAGAUCUAGAUGAAGCUCUAUUAAAUUCAAAUAAUAAUGAUAAUGAAACAAACAAAAAAUCAAUUUUCUUUAAUGAUGAACAAAAAAAAGAAUUACAAACUUAUUUUAAACAAGUAUUAGGAUCCAAAUGUUCAGAUGUAAAAUUUUCAGAAAGACUAACUACAUCUCCAGCAGUUGUUACAGGAUUCUUAUCACCUACAUUAAGAAAGGUUAUGAAAGCUACUAUGAAAAAUGCAGAUUUUAAUGAUAGUACUAAUAGUAAUAGUAUGAAUAUGUUUCAAAAUUUACCAGCAACAUUAGAACUUAAUCCUUCACAUACAAUCGUCACAUCUAUAUAUCAUCUAAAAAAUACCAAUGAAGAGGUAGCCAAAUUGUUAGUUCAACAAUUAUAUGAUAAUGCAUGUAUAGCAGCUGGAAUAUUAGAAGAUCCACGUUCUCUUCUAAGUAAAUUAAAUGAACUCUUGUUAUUAACAGCAAGAUAUGCUUACCAUUAUGAAAAAAAAGAUAUCCAACAAAUUAAAAAGGAUCAACCAAUAGAUGUAGCAAAUGAAAAUGUCAUGUCGCUAGAUGAUAUUGUUAACACCAAAGAGAAUAAUACAAAUGAGGACACUAUGAUGAAGGAAGCUCAAUCAUCUACCCAAUGA